AUGGCUUCCUCGAGCGCCAGCGCCCCUGCAGGCGGCGACAAACCCACCGCCAUUGUCUGUGUCGGCAUGGCCGGAUCGGGCAAGACGACAUUCAUGCAACGGAUCAAUGCGCAUCUUCACGGGAAGAAGGAGCCACCAUACGUCAUCAAUCUAGAUCCCGCGGUUUUGAACGUCCCAUUCGAAUCCAAUAUAGACAUCCGCGACUCGGUCAACUACAAAGAGGUUAUGAAGCAAUACAAUCUUGGUCCUAAUGGAGGCAUCCUGACAAGUUUGAAUUUGUUUGCCACCAAAGUCGACCAGAUCGUGGGUCUUCUAGAGAAGAGGUCCAACCCCGAAGAUGGCAAGACACCCAUCAAGAACAUCUUGGUGGAUACACCUGGUCAAAUCGAAGUCUUUGUGUGGUCGGCAUCCGGCCAAAUUCUCCUCGAGUCGCUCGCCUCUUCUUUCCCGACAGUCAUUGCAUAUAUCAUCGACACGCCUCGGACGGCUUCGACAAGCACCUUCAUGUCAAACAUGCUUUAUGCAUGCUCCAUUCUCUACAAGACAAAGCUACCCAUGAUUCUAGUCUUCAACAAGGCUGAUGUUAAGGAUCCGUCGUUUGCAAAGGAUUGGAUGACGGAUUACGAUGCAUUUUCGGAGGCUCUCCAGGCCGAUGAAGCAAACAACGCAUUUGGCGGUGUCGAGGGCGAGGGAGGUGGCAGUGGAUAUAUGAGCAGUCUAUUAAACUCCAUGAGCUUGAUGCUGGAGGAGUUUUAUACGCACCUGAGCGUCGUGGGAGUCUCAUCCAUGACCGGGCAGGGUGUAGACGAGUUCUUCGCAGCCGUCAAGGACAAGACCGAGGAGUUCAAACGUGACUACCAACCCGAGUUGGAGAGAAAGCGUGCUGAACGGGAAGAGACAAAGCGCAAGACAAGGGAGAAGGAGCUGGAAAAGAUGAUGAAAGGAAUGGGUAUGGACACAAGGGAGGCCGGCUCAUCCAAGGACGCCAACGCUCCUAUCGACGACAAUGACGACGUUGAUGUUCCCAGCGAUAAUGACGAAGCAGAUGACUACGCGGAUGACGAUGAAAUGGACCGUGAAGGACUUCAGGCAAGGUACGAGGCGGCCAUGCAGGGCAGCGCAGUGUCCAAUAUGGAAGAGGCAAGCUUUGCCAAAUUUUUACACACACAAAGACAGCAGUAA
This is a messenger RNA of Pestalotiopsis fici W106-1, 1182 nucleotides long. RefSeq names its product GTPase npa3. The record is from RefSeq and is a predicted model, not a curated record. NCBI's taxonomy places the organism in Eukaryota, Fungi, Ascomycota, Sordariomycetes, Amphisphaeriales, Sporocadaceae. The coding region runs from base 1 to 1182 and encodes 393 amino acids. The transcript has 2 exons. Gene Ontology annotation, molecular function: GTPase activity.